This is a messenger RNA of Chinchilla lanigera (long-tailed chinchilla), 2747 nucleotides long. RefSeq names its product flavin containing monooxygenase 2 (non-functional) (gene Fmo2). Lineage: Eukaryota; Metazoa; Chordata; Mammalia; Rodentia; Chinchillidae. The record is from RefSeq and is a predicted model, not a curated record. The transcript has 9 exons. The coding region runs from base 115 to 1722 and encodes 535 amino acids. Gene Ontology annotation, molecular function: N,N-dimethylaniline monooxygenase activity; NADP binding; flavin adenine dinucleotide binding.
CCUAUUUCUCACAGUCACCUCUGACUCUUAAAAACUUCUGUCUGCCAGCACACAGCACCGGAGAAAACCAUUCUGUCAAAAAGACAGUGCUACAAGACACAAAGAAAGGAGGCAAUGGCAAAGAAGGUGGCAGUAAUUGGAGCUGGAGUCAGUGGCUUGAUCUCUCUCAAAUGCUGUGUGGAUGAGGGACUUGAGCCCACUUGCUUUGAGAGGACUGAAGAUAUCGGAGGGCUGUGGAGGUUCAAAGACAAUGUGGAAGAUGGCCGAGCGAGUAUCUACAAAUCUGUCAUCACCAACACCAGCAAAGAAAUGUCCUGUUUCAGUGACUUCCCAAUGCCUGAAGAUUUCCCAAACUUCCUGCCCAACUCCAAACUUCUGGAAUAUUUCAGAAUUUUUGCCAAAAAGUUUGAUCUUCUAAAAUAUAUUCAGUUCCAGACAAUCGUCCUUACUGUGAAAAAAUGCCCAGACUUCUCCUCAUCUGGCCGAUGGGAGGUUGUCACUCAGAGCAAUGGCAAGGAGCAAAGUGCUGUCUUCGAUGCAGUUAUGGUUUGCAGCGGUCACCACAUCCUACCUCACAUCCCACUGAAGUCAUUUCCAGGUAUUGAGCGGUUCAAAGGGCAGUAUUUCCAUAGCCGUCAAUAUAAGCACCCAGUUGGAUUUGAGGGAAAACGCAUCCUGGUGAUUGGAAUAGGAAACUCAGCUGCAGAUAUUGCCUCGGAGCUGAGUAAAAAUGCUGCUCAGGUUUUCAUCAGCACCAGAAGUGGGUCCUGGGUCAUGAGCCGAAUCUCUGAAGAUGGCUAUCCAUGGGACAUGGUGUUCCACACUAGGUUUAAGUCAAUGCUCCGAAACAUCCUGCCACGAACAGUUCUCAAAUGGAUGAUGGAACAACAGUUAAAUCGUUGGUUCAACCAUGCAAAUUAUAGUCUGGAGCCUAAAAACAAAUACCUUAUGAAAGAGCCUAUACUGAAUGAUGACCUUCCCAGUCGCAUACUCUAUGGAGCCAUCAAGGUGAAACCAAGAGUGACAGAGCUCACAGAAACAUCCGCCAUCUUUGAGGAUGGAACAGUGGAGGGGGACAUUGAUGUCAUUGUCUUUGCAACCGGCUAUACAUUCUCUUUUCCUUUCCUUGAGGAGCCAGUUUUCCAAUUAGAGCAGAAUAUGGUCUCACUGUAUAAAUACAUGUUCCCCCCUCGCCUGGAGAAGUCAACCCUUGCAUGCCUCGGUCUCAUCCAGCCCCUCGGCUCUAUUUUCCCAACUGUUGAGCUUCAGGCACGCUGGGCAACGAGAGUUUUCAAAGGCUUGUGCAGCUUACCUUCAGAGCAGACAAUGAUGGAGGACAUUAUCAAAAGGAAAGAAAAAAGAAUUGAAUUGUUUGGAGAAAGCCACAGCCAGGUACUGCAGACCAAUUACGUGGACUACCUGGAUGAGCUCGCCCUGGAGAUAGGGGCCAAGCCAGACCUCAUCUCUCUCUUGUUCAGAGAGCCUAAGCUGGCUGUGAAACUCUUUUUCGGACCCUGCAACUCCUAUCAGUACCGUCUGGCUGGGUCUGGGCAGUGGGAAGGAGCCAGACACGCCAUCCUCAGCCAGGAACAAAGGAUCCUGAAGCCGCUGAAGACUCGCUCUGUGAAGGCUGCUCCAACCUUCCCACCUUCUUUCCUGCUGAAAAUCCUGGGGCUGCUCGCCGUCUUUGUGGCCUUUUUUUUCCAUCUUCAUUGGUUCUAAUCCGUCAGCAUCACACCUCUAGCUUUAUCGUCCUGCCAGUUAGUACAGUUUCAGGAAAAGCAUAUGCAAAUAGAAAAUAUCACAGCUGUAAUCUAAAUUUUAGAGUUGGGAGGAGCAAGUAAGAGAAGGGAUCGUGGGGAAUUAGGAGAAUUCGGUCUUUGUUUAAAACCAGAAUUGUGAAAAAUGAAAUUUCUUUGCCCUUCUACUCUUUUCUCAAGUUCACGAGACCCCCAGAAGUACAAUAAAAUAACACACAGCCUGUAGAUAGUGUUCCAGCCUUGACAUGGUUUAAAUUAUGUGGAAAAUACAGAAUUUCACAGCAUGAAAAGUAGGCCCUGUAGUUUAAAUUACUGAAAAACUUAAAUUGGGGUAAAUAUUUAAAACUCUUGCACAACAUACUUGACGGUGUUCCUGCAGACUGUUUGGUAACAAAGUUCAGGCUACCAGGGGUGAGGAUAUGAAAAUAAAUGUAGAAAACAACACCUAUGUUGGUCUCACACAGAAAGCUAGCAAAUAACCACGUUUCUUGCUGCAAAAAUAAAACAAACAUGCCAUAAUAGCUAGCUGAAAACACACGUAUGUACACACACACAUAUAUAGCUUUUAUCAUAGACUAGACAGUGUGUUAUAUGUAUGUUAUAAAUAUUAUUCUAAUUCUCACAAUUCUGAGAUGGGUAUGGAUACUGUACCCAUUUUACAGAUGAUGAAACUGAGAUUCAAAGCAGUUGUGUAACAUGACCAAGAUCACACUUCUGGUCUUCAGAUGGAACUCAAACUGGAGCCUAGAUUUGUUGGACUCUAGAAAUGAGGGUCCUAACCCUCCCACAAUAUGCUUAUUUAUAAAAACCUCAUUGUUGAUAAAGUACUUAUUAAUAGUUUAUUUCAUUAAUUGUAAUAUCUACAUUCAUUCUGGAAGGCCUUUACAUAUAAAGCUGUAUGCUCCUUGCACAUGUGUUCUGCACAAUAUUAUUUGUGAUAUUUGGUUUAUAUUUCACCUAAAUAAAAAGAGUAUUUGAUGAAAUUUA